AUGUCGGAGCCCAUCCCCGAGUCCGUUCCCACCAGUGCCGACCCGCGCAGUCAGCGCCCGACCAAGAAACGCGCCUUGACCCCCGCCUCCGCCCAGGCAAACCAAGUCGACGCCCUUUUCGCAAACCCCGACAGGGAAAUUCAACUCCCCUCGGGCCCCAAGGCGAAAUCCCUUGCACCACCCCCCGAAAUUGUUGCCAACGUCCAAGGCUCCUCCGCAGGCGCCGGCUCUGGAGAAUUCCAUGUCUACAAGGCUUCGCGACGCCGGGAGUAUGAGCGGCUGAGGCUGAUGGACGAAGAGACAAAGAAGGAAGAGCAGAACAAGGAAUUUCAGGCGAAGCGUGAGGAGAUGAGGAAGAAAGAUGAGGCGAAGACGAACAAAAACAAGGCGCGCAGAGAAAAGGCCAAGGCGAGGAAAGGAAAGAAAGAUGAGAAGAUGGAAGGCAUCGCCUCUACCGGCCAGGAUGGCGCAAGCCAAACUCUGAAGAAAUUGGGCCCCAACAAGGCCCUGGAGCAGAAGGAGGAUGACCACCAAGAAGGGCGCACCGCCAAUGGCAAUGCUGAUGCGAACAACCUGGAAGAGAUUGGUAUUGUCAUCCACGACGAGGACUGAUUGUGCCGUUCCGGAAUGACGUCGCCUUUAAACCUUCCCGCCUUGCGCUGUUACUCAUGGAAGCUGGAAGCUAUGUGCCGGCCUAGUCAAUAAAAC
Aplosporella prunicola CBS 121167 is the source of this 708-nucleotide messenger RNA. RefSeq lists its product as uncharacterized. Gene Ontology annotation, biological process: negative regulation of protein kinase activity. Gene Ontology annotation, cellular component: nucleolus. Gene Ontology annotation, molecular function: double-stranded RNA binding; protein kinase inhibitor activity; protein kinase binding. The record is from RefSeq and is a predicted model, not a curated record. Bases 1 to 612 code for a protein of 203 amino acids. The transcript has a single exon. Lineage: Eukaryota; Fungi; Ascomycota; Dothideomycetes; Botryosphaeriales; Aplosporellaceae.